UUCAACGAAGAAGAAUAGAAGUUCCGCUUUGAUAGAUAUGAUAGUUGUUGAGUUUGAAUCGCUUGUCGUAUCUGUUGUUGGGCAGUAGCUGGGCAGGAUGCUGCUUGUUUUGUCUGAAGACCAUAAAGAGCACCUCUCCUUCCUGCCGAAGGUGGACGCCGCAGUGGUAGGAGAGUUUGGUCGCAUAGCGCUGGAGUUUCUUCGGAGAGGAACCAGCACCAGGAUCUACGAGGGAGCAGCCAGGAAGCUGUGUGUUCCUGUGGAAAUGGUAAAGCAUGGAGUGGAAGGCCUGAUGUUUCUGAUGACGGAGAGCUCCAAACACAUGAUCUCUGAAGUGGAUUUCCUGGACUCUGUGUUGGUUUUGGGGUUUGAUGAGGAGCUGAACCAGUUGCUUGUACAGCUCUACCUGCAGCACCGCAGCCAGAUCCGCAGCGUCCUGAGUCAGCUACCCACCAAUGUGCCGGCAUAUCACAACCUGGAAUGGAGACUGGAUGUACAGUUGGCGAGUCGUUCAGUCCGUCACCAGGUUGUUCCCAAACUGACGAUGCGCCUGCUCCUAACAAGAGGCUGUGACAACAGCAGCAGAGUUCUCCAGACAGACCCGAGCACCCUCCUGCACCUCAUCGCCACACUGGAGAUCGCUUUGGCUGCCAUGAAAACCAGUCAUGCUCGUCGCAUAUUACGCAACAUCAAAUAACCCAAAGGCAUUACAGUGUCCCUUUGCAACACAUCACAUUGUGCCACAAUGCCUUUAUACCUGAGCAGAAUAAUGAGCAGUGCAGUGUUUUAUUUCAUUUGCUUUUUGUCCUUUAACCAUGUUAAACUAGGUUUUUGCCAAUCUGACUGCCAAAUGUUCAUCACUUUUAUAACCCUUAAAUUAUGAUUCCGACCAAAUUGUAUUGAUGAUUGUAUAUUCAUAUUCUACAGUGCUACUGAUAUAAAAGUAUAUAUGUAAUAUACGUGAUCAUGAAGCGUGCUCAGUUUAAAAGACAGGAGGACUCUAAAAUAAAAAUGAUAAAAUAAAAGGGACGCGCUGUCGAGUCUGCGUCCACACAUCGGAGAACAACACAGAAGAUGAGAGCUACUUUACUGACUCUGGCUUAUACUGAGUCAUGUUAGUCAGAUACAGAACACUGGGUGAUUUCUCCAUAAUGAAGACUGACCACGUUUACCAGCCUGCUUGUACGUGAAGUGUACCGUUUUGAAGCAGACCUCUUCCAAGCAUGCCGGGGCCGAGACUGGAGCACUCACACUGGUCAAUGAAGUGACGACUUUAGGGGUGAAGCGUGAUUAGACACAGUACAGAUUGACUGUUGUGAGUGCGCCCCUAAACCCUGCUGUGCCUGAGCAGUCAGAGAUGUUGGGUGGUGUGGUGCGGAUUGCUUUGUGAGUUCUCCCAGAAAGCAGUAAAGUAUAUACCAAAAUAUAUAUUUGUAUGCAGUGUGCACCACAGUUUGAUACAACUGACAAGGGUAUCGGGCAAUUUGGAAAACAGACAGUCAAUGCCUUUUUCAUGAGCAUGUUAAUGUUAAACAGCAACACAUCAGAUGGAUACUGGAGGGUUGUUGCUCAUUUUCAGGGACCUACAGUACACACAGAGGUCAAUCUUACAUAAUGAGUGAUGGGAAGUCAUCCCUGUAUUUGAGAGGUCAAGAAGCAACUAAACAACAACUUGGUUUUCAUUAAAUGCAAUAGACCAGAUAGCAAUAAAAUCACAUAGUUUAGAUGAAUAGGAAUACGUUAAUGGAAAGUAUACUUCAUCAUGCAGUAUAGUUUGUUAGAACUUUCAGAGCUAGUUGUUAUUGGGGUUGAAUUUUUUACUAUUGGCAUUUUUUUUUAAUUACACAAAACCAUCCAGCCAGCGUAUAUGUUAAACUUGACCUCAUGAAUCUUUGCAAGAUCCAGGUUUAUUAUAUCUUAGCCAAUCAUAGCUGUGGAAAUCCAACAACUACAACCAGGAUAGUAGAAGAGCCUAUUGCUGUAUGUUUGAUAUUAGUAGCUUAAAAACUUCCCAAAUGACAUAACAGAAGAAAUAAGAGUAACAAUAACAUCCUACACUCCUUGUAAUGGUUAGCCUCCUCUGUAUCUUGUAAUGUUUAUGAACUUUUUUGCCAGCAUUGUCUUGUUUUGUUACUUAGCCAAAAUAAGCUGUACGUUUUCUGUAUUUGACACUUUUUUUUACUUACUUUUUUAAAGGGGACAUAUAAUGAAAAA
Molecule: messenger RNA, 2214 nt
Organism: Labrus bergylta (ballan wrasse)
Lineage: Eukaryota; Metazoa; Chordata; Actinopteri; Labriformes; Labridae
Gene: commd2
Product: COMM domain containing 2
Source: RefSeq, a predicted model, not a curated record